AUGUCUGUUAAAGCCGUACAUCUUGAGAUCGUUUCCGAUCUGACAACCGACGGAUUUUUAGCCGCGCUACGACGUUUCGCCGCGAGACGAGGAUUACCGGAGCAUAUAUACUCCGACAAUGGCACGAACUUCGUCGGUGCCAGUAAUCAAUUAAAGGAAGUAUACGCCUUGCUUAACUCCGAAAAUCACAAGCAUCGGAUAAACAAAUUCGCGAGCGACCGUCGUAUAGUAUGGCAUUUUAUUCCUCCGGCAGCACCACAUUUCGGUGGACUUUGGGAGAGCACUGUAAAAUUAUUUAAACAUCAUUUUCGACGCGUGGUAGGAGACUCCUUAUUCACGUUCGAAGAACUAAAUACGUUUGUCGCCGAAGUCGAGGGGAUUUUAAAUUCUAGGCCAAUUACCACACUUUCGUCUGAUCCCAAUGAUAUGUCCGUUUUAACGCCAGCUCACUGUCUGAUUGGCAAGCCUCUAACGGCCCUCCCGGAGGGAGAUUUAACUUGUGUUCCAGCUAAUCGUCUGUCUACCUGGCAACACAUUACAAAGGUUAGACAAGACUUCUGGGCACGAUGGUAUCUGGAAUACCUUAACGAACUCCAAAUACGCCACAAGUGGACCAAAGACGGCCCACAAUUGAAGAUUGGAACCAUAGUUCUGAUCAAAGACAAACGGAUUCCCUGCACGCAGUGGAUGUUAGGCCGAAUCACAAAACUGUUUCCAGGCCAGGACGACGUAAUUAGAACCGUCUCCAUUACAACAACAUCUGGAGAGAUUAUGAGACCAGUCAAGAGUCUCUGUCCAUUACCAAUGGAACAAGCGUAA
Mycetomoellerius zeteki is the source of this 819-nucleotide messenger RNA. RefSeq lists its product as uncharacterized. Gene Ontology annotation, biological process: DNA integration. Gene Ontology annotation, molecular function: nucleic acid binding. The transcript has a single exon. Lineage: Eukaryota; Metazoa; Arthropoda; Insecta; Hymenoptera; Formicidae. The record is from RefSeq and is a predicted model, not a curated record. The coding region runs from base 1 to 819 and encodes 272 amino acids.